UUCCUGAAAACGAUUUUCUCGGUUCCUCUUGUGCUACACACAGUAACCCUAAACAAUAUGCAAAUGUAAGAAAAUGUUUAUAAGUUUACUAUCAAUCUCAAAAGAUAAACAUUCAUCAUUUUACAACAUACUUUUUUUUCAUUUGUACAAGUGCAUAAAGUCAAUUUAACAGUUAAAGUUAUUCGCUGUUUUAUAUGUGAUGGUCAGUGAGAAGUGAUUCUCACUUUUCACCUCUGUAUAUUUUCCUUAAAAGCCCUGUGAGGUUUUUGCGUGAAAGAAGAAGUGAAAGAAGCAAUAAAUAACUCAAUACAUCAAGGCGGAAUAGCUAAUAUGCCUCUGCAGACUAAACGCACAUGAAGAGAUUGAAGUAAGCAAAGGUUGGAUUUGAGAGAUCUCUCACUAUGGAUUUGUAUGCAUCUCCCUCAAACCGCGUCUCUUUGCGCAUCUGGUGGAUAUCUGCACUGUGUUUAAGUAUCUGCAAUGUCAGCUUUGCCCUUAUCACGAGACGCUGUAUAACCAUCGAGGAGCAUCUUCUCAAAGACAUGCCCAAGACUCCAUACUGUUACCGUUUACCAGGGAUGGGUCUAUACGCCGAAUGCAACGUUACCGACCUGCGUACAGAUCUGACAGAGGUCAGCCCAGAGGUUAGAUCCCUUUGUAUCAUCACUGAUAUUAAAAGUAUUCCUGCCAACGCCUUUUCAAACUUUCCUAAUUUGGAGGUUCUUGAAAUAAAAGGGGAAAGUUUGGUGAGGAUUGAGGCUGGUGCUUUUUCAGGCCUUAGGAGUCUGAAAGAAUUGUGGAUGCUUUUCAACAAUGCGGAAUGUAGUUCAGUCAACGUGGAAAGUCUCGCAUUCUCCGGCUUGUCUAAUUUGGAGAAGUUGACGUUAAUAGGUCUUCGGUUAGCUAAUGUGUCAAGCAUUAUAUUCGAUCCAUUGAUAAAACUAAUCCGAUUACAAUUGAUCAGGACUUUCGAACAGAACCUUGGUGAUAUUUUUUGUCAUCUUUCGGAAGGAAUGGCCAGUCUGAAGGAACUAAAUGUGCUUGACAGUUUCAUUUCGACUAUUGAGAAUAACGGAUGUUCAGACGGGUCAAAGAGUUGGCCUUUGAAUGUGCUUGCUGGAAUUCAGAAUCUUGACCUAACGGGGAACCUUUUCGAAGUCAUAAAAACACACACGUUAUCUGCCUUCCAGAACCUUUCCAGCCUUAUGAUUGAGUUUAAAGGUGAAUCGCUCGAUAGCAUUUGGGAAUCUGGGCUUGGAAACGUCAGCGAUUUGACUUUGAAAGGUGAUGUGAUGAGCAAAGGCAACACAAACGUCAGUGACUUGUGUCACCUCAUCUCCCGCCUCCAUCCUCGAUCCCUCAGCCUCAUUUACGAGAAAAUAGACAGAUGGACGGCCGAGGAUUUAAAGGAUUGUAAGACCGAAUUGAUAAAUUUGUCCAUUGGCUGUUCAGAGGUGACACAUCUAGACUUUGACUUCUGGACAUGUAAACCAGAGAUCCAGACAUUCAAAUUUUACAGCAUGAAGUUAACAGAAGCUCCAUUCUGUGUUGCAGCGAAUGGAACUGUGUGGUCUGUAACAGCACUUGACCUCUCCGAAAACCUCCUCAGAGAAGUUGAGGGAGACCAGUUUGCUUGUAUGCCUCAUCUUGAAAAACUUGUUCUCAGCAACAACGCCAUACAAAGACUGAUGACUCAUGCAUUCCGUGGUUUAAAGAACCUUACCUUUCUUAAUCUCAACUCAAAUAAGAUCUCAAAGCUUACUGCAAACGAUUUCAGAUAUCUCUAUUCUUUGGAGGUCGUUCUCAUCAACGACAACAUUAUAGAGAGCAUUGAGGAAGGAACAUUUCGUCACCAGCAUGAGCUUCGUGAGUUGGCAAUUGGCAGACUGGAAUAUGUCUAUGAGUUGUAUAUCAGUAAGAUUUUUCAUGGAUUCCCACCGAAAAUGCAGCGGCUUAGUAUUGAUGCACAUUUCGGAACAAAUUUUUACCUGGGCAAGGCACCGCAGCCCAGUGGGACGUUUGUUCUGGAGCUAAAAGGAGAUCGAUUGGGUUUCAUCGGCUGUGACGCUCCCGUUUUAAAAGCUGUUCGCGAGGUAAAAGUGACUUGCGCUUAUUUCAUAUGCAAAAAUGACUUCAUGGCACCUUUUUUCCCAAACCUGGAAUCCUUCGAGAUCACGGAGACGUCAGAAAGAGUGUUGAUAAGUUACACAGACAUCAACACUUUGCACCGUCUGAAGCGUCUCAAGCUUGUGAACCUGAGGUUCAAUAACAAUACAGAUGUAAGAAGAGUCUUCUGGAACCUGACACAGCUCCAGGUCCUUGUUCUGGUAAACUGUCACAUAAGCUUCUUGACCAGGAGCAUGUUCCAAAACCUGACAUCUCUGCAGCUCUUGCGUCUUUACAGUGACAGCCCUCUAGUGUUGGUUGAUGGCACGUUUGAUGUUUUGCCGGCGCUAAAAGUUUUUUUUCUCGAUAGAGUUGACUUCCAGUGCAAUUGCAUAAACGGCUGGAUUCUUGAAUGGGCGGAAAGCACCAAAAGCGUGCAGGUUGUCUCCAUUCAAAAGCAAGAGUGCGUGUGGCACUAUCAGAAACGCAACUUUUUGGAAACUAUGGAAAAGUUGUGUCAGACUGACACGCAGUACUUGUGCUAUGUGGGCACGGCUGCCUGUGUUUCUCUCGUGAUGUCGCUGGCGGUCGGAUAUCGGUUCGCUCGCUGGCCUUCCGUGGUCCUCUACUUCCGUCUGAGAGGUUUGGCGGAGAGGAUGUUUGGCAGGCAGUGGCAGAGGAGGAGGAGAAGACUUGAGCGGGUAGAUGGAGAGCUGGAGGAGGUCAAGUAUGAUGCCUUCGUGUCAUUCUGCAACCGAGAUGAAGCCUGGGUCAUGGAGGAGAUGAUUCCAAGACUGGAGGAACAAGGCCACCUCAGACUGAGACUUUGUCUUCAUAACAGAGACUUUGAGGUGGGGAAAGGUAUUGUGGACAAUAUCAAAGAGAGCAUCAACAGCAGCCAGUGCACCAUUUGUUUGAUCAGCCGCUCGUAUCUGCGGAGCAACUGGUGUGGUCUGGAGAUCCGAGUGGCCACUCACCACCAGCUGGAAGAGGAGGAUUACCGUCUCAUCCUCAUCUUUCUCGAACACAUCUCUCCCUUUGAGCUCUCCGCUUUCCAUCGGUUGGCGAGACUGGUGAGAUCUCAGACAUAUUUGGACUGGCCAGAGGAUGAAGCUGAUAGAGUCAACUUCUGGGAUCGUCUGAGGAAGAACAUUGUGGAGGUAGACACGAAUGCUUCCUGAAACUUCAGAGUGAAGCAGGCUGUAUUUUUUUUUGCCACAACCUAUUGAGUAAAAACGGUCUCAUGCAUGCAUCACAUUGUGUAUGUUACAGUAUGAUGUGUGAUGUACUGUAAUAUAAACCUUGUGCUGUCCUUUAGUAUUUAAAAUGCUAUCAGUGUAUAUUGCUGUUGACACCAUGGUUUACACAUUGUCUGUAUGAUUCUCAU
Messenger RNA from Triplophysa dalaica, 3493 nucleotides. It is a transcript of the gene tlr19.1, whose product is annotated as toll-like receptor 19, tandem duplicate 1. Gene Ontology annotation, molecular function: transmembrane signaling receptor activity; protein binding. Lineage: Eukaryota; Metazoa; Chordata; Actinopteri; Cypriniformes; Nemacheilidae. Bases 402 to 3287 code for a protein of 961 amino acids. The record is from RefSeq and is a predicted model, not a curated record. The transcript is spliced from 4 exons. Gene Ontology annotation, biological process: immune response; toll-like receptor signaling pathway; inflammatory response. Gene Ontology annotation, cellular component: membrane.